AUGAGGAGGAACAGGAGCGCGUGGCGAGGGGGGAACGCCCGGAGGGUACGCACGUGGGCCCGGCUCAUCCACACCGAGAAAGGGAACGCCGGGAAGAGGAUAGCUCGGGACCAGCGAAGAGGAACAAGCGUUUGGAAAGGGAACGUUUGGAGAGGGAACGUUUGGAGAGGGAUCGUUUUGGAGAGGGAACGUUUGGAACAAGAACACUUGAAUAAAGAAGAGGAACGUUUGAACCAAGAACGCAUGGAACAGGAAUGUUUGGAGAGGGAACGCUUAGAAGAGGAAGAAGAACGUUUGGAAUGGGAACGCUUAGAAGAAGAACGUUUGGAGCAGGAACGCUUCGAGGAAGAGAGACGUUUGGAGAGGGAACGCUUUGAAGAACAACGUUUGAUCAAAGAACGUUUGGAGAGGGAACGCUUGAAAGAAGACGUUUGGAGAGGAACGCUUAGAGGAAGAGGACAUUUGGAGAGGGAACGUGUGGAAUUGGAACGUUUGGAGAGGGAACGCUUCGAGGAAAAGGAACGUGUGGAGAGGGAGCGUUUGGAAUGGGAACGUGUGGAGAGGGAACGCUUAGAGGAAGAGGAACGUUUGGAGAAGGAACGCUUCGAGGAAGAGGAACGUGUGGAGAGGGAACGUGUGGAGAGGGAGUGUGUGGAGAGGGCGUGUGGAGAGGGAACGUGUGGAGAGGGAACGUUUGGAGAAGGAACGCUUUGAGGAAGAGGAACGUGUGGAGAAGGAGCGUGUGGAGAGGGAACGUGUGGAGAGGGAGCGUGUGGAGAGGGAACGUGUGGAGAGGGAGCGUGUGGAGAGGGAACGU
This is a messenger RNA of Lethenteron reissneri (Far Eastern brook lamprey), 817 nucleotides long. Its product is annotated as protein enabled homolog. The record is from RefSeq and is a predicted model, not a curated record. NCBI's taxonomy places the organism in Eukaryota, Metazoa, Chordata, Hyperoartia, Petromyzontiformes, Petromyzontidae.